Messenger RNA from Bacidia gigantensis, 600 nucleotides. RefSeq lists its product as uncharacterized. NCBI's taxonomy places the organism in Eukaryota, Fungi, Ascomycota, Lecanoromycetes, Lecanorales, Ramalinaceae. Gene Ontology annotation, biological process: Rho protein signal transduction. The coding region runs from base 1 to 600 and encodes 199 amino acids. Gene Ontology annotation, cellular component: cytosol; cytoplasm; membrane. The record is from RefSeq and is a predicted model, not a curated record. The transcript has 4 exons. Gene Ontology annotation, molecular function: protein binding; Rho GDP-dissociation inhibitor activity.
AUGGCGAGCCAGGAUGAUGAUCUUCAAGCUUCGAAGACUGAAGGUUAUAAAAUCAGUGAAAAAAAGACCGUAGCAGAAUAUGCAAAACUUGACCAGAAUGAUGAAUCACUCAAUCGUUGGAAAGCAUCGCUAGGAAUCUCGGACGCAAAGCCAAUCCCAGUUGAUCCGAACGAUCAACGACGCUGUGUCAUUAAAUCUCUUGCUCUAGAAGUAGAAGGUCGGCAUGAUAUCACCAUAGAUUUGACCGCCCCAGGAAGCCUCGAAUCUCUCAAGGGUAAACCGUUUAGCAUCAGGGAAGGAGCGAAAUUUCGCAUGAAAGCCAACUUCGUUGUACAACAUGAUGUGUUGAGCGGGCUGAAGUAUGUGCAAGUCAUCAAAAGAAAGGGUAUCAGAAUGGACAAGUCUGAAGAGAUGCUUGGCUCUUAUGCACCGAACACAGAGGACAGGCAAAUCUACGAGAAGAAGUUUGCCGAGGACGAGGCGCCCUCGGGGAUGUUAGCAAGAGGUCAUUACGAUGCUGCGUCUAGGUUUGUUGAUGACGACAAUAAGGAAUAUCUAAAGUUCGACUGGUCCUUUGACAUCUCUAAGGACUGGAAAUGA